AUGUCGCGUUUAUCGUAUUCGCGCGCCGACGAAUCAAGCAUGUGGUCCUACUUGUACGACAAAUUACGCAGCGGUGAACCAGCUGCGAAUGAGCCAAAAGGACUAAGAAUUUGGAAGAUGUACAUUGGGGAGAAAAAAGUGAACAGAACUGCUGAUGGCCUUGCAACAAGGUUUCGUCGUCACAUGGCCUCUCGGUUGCAUGACGCGCACUUACCCUGCCACAGAAUGAUGUUCCUCUAUUCACAUCUGUGUAUUCCAAUGAGUAGCGACGUUAAAAUAGCACUUCAACUGAAGUUUGGCAUUGAAAUAGAGCUAGAUACAUGUGGAAUUGUCAGGAAUUUCAGAAGAGUAGAAAAACCCUCAUCAUCACACAUACGAGAAUCAAUAGAUUACACACAGCAAAUUCUGGAUAUAAAAGAGGGAUUUCGGCUACAGUCAAGACGAGAAAGAGUGGUGAGCAACGGUGGUUCUGACCACGAGAUGGGGCCUAACAGCAGUUUUGCGAUUUUGUUACAGAAUGACUCUCCACAGAGUAGAAACGUCGGGUCAAACCUGUCCCCGUUAUUCGGAGCGAAGCAAUCAUCUCCCUGUGCUUAUGCUGCUCUCACAGUUGUUGAUAGCUGUUCAGUUGAAGUCCAGGAUGCUAAUCACGACGCUCAAGAAGCCGCUUCUUUAGAUAAUUCGGUUGCGAAGCCCAUUGUUGUGUCGACGUCAAGCGAUUCCUGUAAACGGUCUCUUCAACACCUUUGUUCUGUAUUCGAUGUUCCUGAAAAUGCUGAUGGAGAUCGAGAUUGGCGUACUUCUGAAGAACUGUUAUCUGCAGUAAAUCAAUGCCAAAUCCGAGAAAUUGUCGAGUCGUACAACCUCAUUCCUGAUUGUGAGGGCGAGAUUGUGGAAGAAGUUUUCAGAGAGCAGAAGAAGCUGUUGGAGCAAUCACAAAAUAAGUCGUCCUGUCUACGAUCACUUCUGAAACUGAUGAGACAUUUGAAGAAAGACCUCGCUGACGUGAGCCAAAGAUAUCGCGAUGAAACGCAUUCACAUUCUCCUGAUGUACUUUAUGCUCCGGACGAGCUGUUUGACUGUGCCUUGUUGGAUUCAUACGACGAAACGAUUCCACGAAAAGUGCGUCGCGAAGAAAUUAGCAAAAUCAUGGACAGGAUUGAUCGUUCUUUGCCGAAUUCUCAAGUCAGAGAAAUUUUGAGAGAGGUAGAACAGCUGGAAAGAUAUGCUGCUAAUUUUGCCAAAGUAGAGAACGAGUACAAAAAUGCCAUGGGCAAUACUGAAAGUGGAGUCUCUGAAAGGAUCUCGAACAUAAAUCGCUACACAUAUCCUUAG
Messenger RNA from Necator americanus (New World hookworm), 1335 nucleotides. RefSeq lists its product as uncharacterized. The transcript is spliced from 14 exons. The coding region runs from base 1 to 1335 and encodes 444 amino acids. The record is from RefSeq and is a predicted model, not a curated record. Lineage: Eukaryota; Metazoa; Nematoda; Chromadorea; Rhabditida; Ancylostomatidae.